AUGAAGGGCAAAUCACCUGGAUCCAUCCAACGCGGUCCGUAUCUUACAGGCGACCCCGUCCUUCGGCUCGGAACGCGGCACUGUUGGACUCGACAGGCUCGGCGAAUGACUGCCUGCAUCUUCUUGAAUCCGUUUGUCAAGCUCGUCUUUCCCGGCGUCGUCAGAUUGUACCACAUGGACACCCAAAAGCGCAGUCCGUCCGCAGACGAGGCCACUUCUGGACCUGGACGCAACUAUCUUGCCAGCGAGCCCACGACGGACGGCGACAUCAUUGUCUAUCGAUUGAGAAUGGGCACGGAAAAAGCAAAGACCUACAAAGCCUUGCCGCUAGAAGAACGAAGACAAUUCUUGAUCGACAACUACGACGCAAAGAUCAUGCGCCCGUCUUUCAACUCGCUUCCGGCCUGA
Molecule: messenger RNA, 408 nt
Organism: Moesziomyces aphidis
Lineage: Eukaryota; Fungi; Basidiomycota; Ustilaginomycetes; Ustilaginales; Ustilaginaceae
Source: the annotation of a GenBank genome assembly